UGCCCUCUGUGCCCGCACGGCUCUUCGCUGCCCGAGUGACAGGUGCCAGCUCCCCCCGGGUCUUCCAGCGUCAGCUCCUCCCUUCUGGCCAGAUGGACAGCAUGGUCUUCAGCUCCAGCUCCAGGAGACACGGCUCGGGGCAGAAAGCAGCCUUUUAUAGCCGGCACGCAGCUGCCUUGGCUCACACCUACACUGCGCUCCCGCAGCCAGGCACCGCUGCCCGGAGCCUGCAUCCUCGCCUGCCCCGGGACCGCCGAGCCUCCCGCAGCACUGCCCAUGGAACCCCACCGCCCACCGCUGCCCCUGCGGCCGCCCCUGCUGCUGCUGCUGUUGCUGCUGUUCCUGGCCGUUUAUAAAGGCACUUUUGGGGAAGCCCAUUUCAGAAAUCGAAGAGGAAUUCUAGAAUUAGCUGGAGCCAUCAGGUGUACUACAGGGAGAUCUCCUUUUGCCUACCUACGAUAUGGAUGCUACUGUGGUCUGGGAGGAAGAGGAUGGCCUAAGGACAGAGUAGACUGGUGCUGCUUUAACCAUGACUGCUGCUAUGGUAAGGCAGAACAAGAAGGUUGUAAUCCAAAGACAGAAAAUUACCACUGGGAAUGUGAAGACAAUGCUGUUGUGUGUGAAUCACUAGAAGACAAAUGUCAAAAAAUGGCAUGUGAAUGUGAUCGUGAAGCUGCCAAAUGUUUUUCUAAAGCUCCUUAUAAUCCAAAAUAUCUUUUGUGGCCAGACUUUAUGUGUGGUGAGAUUCAGCCUUUGUGUAGGUAUUAGACCACACU
Molecule: messenger RNA, 776 nt
Organism: Calypte anna (Anna's hummingbird)
Lineage: Eukaryota; Metazoa; Chordata; Aves; Apodiformes; Trochilidae
Gene: PLA2G10
Product: phospholipase A2 group X
Exons: 4
Coding region: 277-768 (163 amino acids)
Biological process (GO): phospholipid metabolic process; arachidonate secretion; lipid catabolic process
Molecular function (GO): calcium ion binding; phospholipid binding
Source: RefSeq, a predicted model, not a curated record